UUGACUGUAACUCAAGAAAUAUCAGUGGUUGAAUCAUAGAGAUUUUAAAAGAGACAGACUAGACUGUUGCUCAUAAGAGUGUAACAUGGUUUCUCUGAAUUCCUGUUAGGGACUGAAUUUGGCUGCUAGGCAACAAGAGGACAGACACUCCCAUUCAGUGAUAUUAUAAGAACCUUCUUUUGUUUUUUUUUUUAAUCUCAUGCAGGCUAACAAGAAAGGAUGAAAUCAACAGACCUGUGCCUUAGCUCUCGAGGGGCUGAAGUUGUUCUAGCCACAUCAAGUGAUGAAAAAUACCCCCCUGAAAACAUCAUUGAUGGAAGUUCAGAAACAUUUUGGACAACAACAGGAAUGUUCCCCCAGGAAUUCAUUAUUAGUUUUCAUAAAUGUGUAAAAAUCAGCAAACUCACAAUUCAGUGUUACUUGGUGCGGAGUUUGAGGAUUGAGAAAAGCUUAUCUAAAGAUCCAGCAGAUUUUGAAGUGUGUACUGAAAAAGAUUUACAAUAUACAGAAGGGGCGCUUCAAAGGGAAGAAUUUUAUCUUCCUGAAUUCCAAGCUACCUACUUGCGAUUCAUCAUCAAAUCUGCCUUUGAUCAUUUUGUUUCAGUGCACACAGUGAUGGCAGAAGGAGUAGCAGAAAAUAUUUAAGAUCAAAUUUACACAAUUGCCUCAAAUAUUUUGUAAUGAUAUUUGUAGCAUAAAGGAUAUAUUUAUUAUUCAAACAUUAUAUUAAAAUGGAUUUUUAAAAUAUGGCUCCAGUAUGUUCCCCCCUACCCAGCAAUUUAAUGUGUAAUGUGUAACAACUAUUAAAUCUGGUAAUACAUUUGUAGUUUUCCAAUGUAGAGUACAAAUGAAGAAUUGCUUUUUGCUUAACCA
This is a messenger RNA of Dermochelys coriacea (leatherback sea turtle), 873 nucleotides long. It is a transcript of the gene IFT25, whose product is annotated as heat shock protein family B (small) member 11. NCBI's taxonomy places the organism in Eukaryota, Metazoa, Chordata, Testudines, Dermochelyidae. Gene Ontology annotation, cellular component: centrosome; intraciliary transport particle B; cilium. The transcript is spliced from 5 exons. The coding region runs from base 220 to 645 and encodes 141 amino acids. Gene Ontology annotation, biological process: intraciliary transport. The record is from RefSeq and is a predicted model, not a curated record.